CAAAAAUUUGUUUUCCAGGUUAUAUUAUUGAUGAAACACGUUGAACAUUGAGGAAGUUCAAUUUUAAAAAACCUUGGCGUUCGUUAAAGGAAAAGACAUAAACCGAGAAACGAUGUCUGUCAUUAAAACAACACUGUUGGCUGCCAUUGAAUUUUUCGAAAGUUCAUCAACUUCAACAGACAGAAACUGGUCGUGGGUAGUUCUAUUUUCGUCAUCUAUGAUAUCUGGCUUUACAUGGGGUAUUCAACACGUCAGUGGUAUAUUCUAUAGUGUUUGGUUGGAAGAGUUCAAAAUUUCAAAAGGAACUGUUGCAUGGAUCACAGGGUUGCCUUUAGGAUUGUUGUUACUUCUAUCACCCCUAUAUCCAACUAUAUAUCGGAAAUUAAAAGGAUUUCAGAUUGGUUCAGUAUUUGGAAGCAUUUUAACUGGAGUAUCCUUACUGUUAUCGUCCUAUGUUACAAAUGUCUAUCUUCUAUUCUUUACCUACAGUUUCCUGACAGGAAUUGGUUUGCUGUUGUUAGCUACUCCAAUAAUAAUGAUUAUUCCCAAGUAUUUUCACAAACAUGUCUCAUUCGCUACCGCGUUUGCAACAACAGGAUCUUUCAUUACACCACUGUUUCUAUCACCAUUGAUAAGCUAUCUAAAUAGAAAAUUCUGUUGGAGAGUUGCACUCAGAGUGUUGGGUCUUCUUGUGAUUUCAAUUUGCACACCUUGUGGGUUACUGUGGAGAAACCACUCGUCGGAUACUCCAAAUCUUCAUUCACUUCAAAGAAAGAAAAGCACAAAGGGCUGGAACAAAUACAAACGUCUUUUAAAAAAAAGACAUUAUUUGAUAUUUUUACUAGCAACCACUUUGGGAUCUUUAGACGCUUCUGUUUCCUUAACCCAUCUUGUUCAACAUGCAAUAGAGUCUGGUACUGACAGAAAUGACGCAAACUGGUUACCCGUGUACUUGUCAUUGGGAAACAUAAUCGGUCGUUUAUGUCUUGGGAAAGUAUUUGAUAUACAAUGUAUGAACAAAAUGAUUUUCUAUAAAAUAUUAAUGAUCAUGUCAGGGUUGACAGCAGUUGUUGGAUCUUUUUCGGUGGAAUUUUAUCAGCUAAUUCUAUUUGCCAUUUGCUAUAUGAUAUUCGAUGGUGCACAUAAAGCGCAACAGUCCAUUAUAUUAUUGAGUAUAACUGGAAAAAACUUACUGUUGGAAGGAUGGACACUUUUAAUGAGUCUAGGAGCAAUAACUUUCGUGUUGGGUCCCGUCUUGGUUGGAUACUUUUCAAGUGGAACAAGUAGCUACAAAGUCAUGUUUUAUUUCAUGAUCGUUCCAUCCAUAUUGGCAUCCUUACUUUUAAAUUUGAUGUACUUCUUUCCUCCGGUAAAUAUGGAUGAUUUGUCAAAGGAGACAAGAUCUUCUGAAGUUCAUAUAGGUCCUCUGGAAAUGACACAAUGGGAUUUAAACUGA
This is a messenger RNA of Hydractinia symbiolongicarpus, 1456 nucleotides long. RefSeq names its product monocarboxylate transporter 12-like. Gene Ontology annotation, biological process: transmembrane transport. The record is from RefSeq and is a predicted model, not a curated record. Bases 113 to 1456 code for a protein of 447 amino acids. NCBI's taxonomy places the organism in Eukaryota, Metazoa, Cnidaria, Hydrozoa, Anthoathecata, Hydractiniidae. Gene Ontology annotation, molecular function: monocarboxylic acid transmembrane transporter activity. The transcript has a single exon.